Messenger RNA from Elaeis guineensis (African oil palm), 1706 nucleotides. The record is from RefSeq and is a predicted model, not a curated record. NCBI's taxonomy places the organism in Eukaryota, Viridiplantae, Streptophyta, Magnoliopsida, Arecales, Arecaceae.
CUCCUAUACAAGUCAUUUUUAACCUAUGGAACCCAAAUCACAUAAAAUAUACCCUGAAAUAUCACGUGAGUAGGCUGUCAUAUAUCAACCAAACAACAAUGUGUUACCAAAAAUAAAAACCAAAACUAUAAUAGAAAUUAUUUUUCAGGGAAACCUAAGAAACUUUCCUGCAGAAAAAAAGGGAGUUCCUAGAAACUACUUUCACAAUGAAUUAAUGGUGGGCAUUCUCGUGCAAGCAUCAGUAAAUUUAGUCAUGUAUGUGAAUUAUUAUCCCAAGAAGGAUCACCAAAUAAUUCUGGAGUUGCUUUCAGAGUUAAAUACAUGAGUUGGCCAGAUGUGAAUGGAACAGAAUCUGAAGUCCCAUUUGGAGGUUUCCAUGCCUAAUUAUCAGCACAGCCAAAGAGAAAUCAGACAAAAUCCCCAUUAACUUCCAUCAAGAAAAUCCAACCUGAACAAGCAAGGAAUCAUCUGCAGGCUACAUGAAGGAGAUUCUAGGUAGUUAACUGCCAGCUAAUUUCUCCAUAAUAAUUUAACCACACAUCUAUAUAUAUGUAAGCAUAUGUGCUCAAGAGAUGACAGGUGGUUCAAUUACCUCUUUGAGACAGAAGAUGGGAGUUGAGGUUGAGAAUGUUAGCACAAGGGAGGAAGAAAAGCCCAGCUGGGGAAUCUCUCUCCCUGUUGAGAGUGUUCAAGAGAUUGUGAGGGAUCCUACAUCCAUUCCUGAAAAAUAUGUGAGGAACAAAGAAUGCACAGAAACAGAUAAAAUUCUUUCUCAUCUCUCCUCUGCAAUACCUGUCAUCGAUCUCUCAAUGCUUUCAAGUGGCAACAAGGAUGAGCUGAACCAACUUGAUGUGGCUUGCAGGGACUGGGGGUUCUUUCAGAUAAUUAACCAUGGGAUAGCAACAGAAGCACUGCAAAAUGUGAAAUGUGCUGCAGCCAAGUUUUUCGAGCUUCCAUUGGAACAGAAGAAGAAAUAUUCAAUGGCAUUGAAUGACAUUCAAGGGUAUGGUCAAGUCUAUGUGGUCUCUGAAAAACAGAAACUGGAUUGGGCAGAUGUGUUAGUUAUGGUGGUCUACCCAACCAGAUUCAGGAAAUUAGAAUAUUGGCCUAUGACACCACCUGAUUUCAUAAAUGCUGUGGAAGUAUACUCUAUGGAAGCAAACAGGGUUGGACAGGAACUCUUUGCAAGUCUAUCUUUGCUGAUGGGAAUGGAAAAGGAUGACCUGCUAAAACUGCACAAUGAGGUGAUGCAAACUUUGCGUAUCAACCAUUACCCAACCUGCUGUAGGCCAGAUCAAGUAAUUGGAGUGAGCCCGCAAUCAGAUACUAGCACCUUGACUGUACUUCUGCAAGAUGAUAGUGUUACAGGCCUCCAAAUCAGGCAUUCCAGUGGUUAGGUGCCUGUCGAACCAUUACCAGAUGCUUUUGUGUUGAAUGUUGGAGAUGUUAUUGAGGUGUUGAGCAAUGGAAGGUACAAAAGCAUUGAGCAUAGAACGAUGACUAAUGAGAGCAAGGCAAGGUUUUCGAUUGCUUCAUUCAUCUGUCCAAAUGAUGAUGUAGAAAUUGAACCAUUAAAAUUAACAAUUGAUAGCAAACAGAAUGUCAGGUACAAAAAGAUCAGAUAUGGAGACUUUCUUAGGCAGUCUCUAAGUAGAAAGAUGGAUGGAAAAUCACACACUGAACUUAUCAAACUUGAAAAUGAGUAA